Messenger RNA from Chelonia mydas (Green sea turtle), 1752 nucleotides. Its product is annotated as aldo-keto reductase family 1 member B1. Bases 326 to 1282 code for a protein of 318 amino acids. Gene Ontology annotation, cellular component: cytosol. NCBI's taxonomy places the organism in Eukaryota, Metazoa, Chordata, Testudines, Cheloniidae. The transcript has 11 exons. The record is from RefSeq and is a predicted model, not a curated record. Gene Ontology annotation, molecular function: aldose reductase (NADPH) activity.
CCAGACCCUGAUAAAGGGGCUCCGCUGGGGCAAGGCCCGGGGGCGUGCUCCAGUCCACGGAGAAUCGCAGAGCGGGAGUUAUGGCGACCUACGUGCAACUGAGCCCUAAGGCCAAGAUGCCCAUCCUGGGGCUAGGCACCUGGCAGGGUUUAUGAUGUUACUUGCUUCCAUGGUGACAAAUUGGGACUGCAAUUACAAGAAUCACUCUUACCAGAGGAGUGUGUUUAUGUACAAAAAUACAUUAAAACAACAUUAAAGCUGGCAAUGUGAUCACACAGAGAACAACAAAGAUCACCCUGUGUGUACAUUGUUUUAGAACAGUUUUAUGCACAGUAAAAAAAGAACUCAUAGUUAUAGGAAAAUACUUGCGGUUUCUACCUAUUGUAUUGUAUUGAUGGCUCCUCCAGGGAAAGUGGAAGAAGUGGUGAAGUUUGCCAUCGACAUUGGAUACCGCCACUUCGACUGUGCCUCUUUGUACAAGAAUGAGAGUGAAAUAGGGGAUGGAAUCCAGCAGAAAAUCAAGGAAGGGGUUGUGAAACGGGAAGAUCUUUUUGUUGUCAGUAAGCUGUGGUGCACGUUUCAUGAGCGAUCCCUUGUGAAGGGGGCAUGCCAGACGAGCCUUGCUGCACUGAAACUGGAUUAUCUGGACCUCUACCUUAUUCAUUUCCCUAUGGGAUUCAAGGCUGGUGAGGAGAUGCAUCCUGUAGAUGACAAUGGUAUGGUUGUCCCCAGUAACACGGAUAUUCUGGACACAUGGGAGGCUAUGGAAGAGCUGGUGGAUGCAGGUCUGGUGAAAGCCAUUGGAAUCUCCAACUUUAACCACAAACAGAUUGAGAGACUCCUAACCAAACCUGGUUUAAAAUUCAAGCCUGCCAACAACCAGAUUGAGUGCCACCCAUACCUUACCCAGGAGAAGCUGAUUAAAUAUUGCCAAUCCAAAGGGAUCUCUGUGACUGCAUACAGUCCCCUUGGCUCUCCUGCCAGGCCAUGGGCCAACCCAGGGGACCCUACUCUUCUAGAGGACCCUAAGAUUAAAGAGAUUGCUGCUAAACACAGCAAAACCUCUGCUCAGGUUCUGAUCCGGUUUCACAUCCAGAGGAAUGUGGCAGUGAUUCCUAAGUCUGACAAACCACACCAUAUUGAGGAGAACUUUAAGGUGUUUGACUUUGAAUUGACUAAUGAGGAGAUGGAAACCAUCCUCAGCUUUAACAGGAAUUGGAGGGCUGUUGAAAUGCUAAUGGCUGUCAAUCACAAGGAAUAUCCAUUCAAAGAAGAUUAUUAAAGCUGGUGUUUCCUUGGCAUCUCUGGCUAUUAAAGUUGGAGCCUCCUUCUGCUCUGACUUGUUCUUCUAUACUGAUUGUGUCCUUCAACUGUUGUCUGCCCUUUUACCACCAGACAUGUGGGUUGAAGGAAGAAGAAAUGUAUAUAAAAGCUAAAGAACAAAUAUUAACACCUUUAGAGGGGUUACCUUUUUAUCAACAGGUUGGAGGUACUGCUUUUUGCAAGACUACCGAAAAAAAGUUAACUUUAAUUCCUCUUUUGUUUACUUUGUAUAUUAAAUUCCACUUCCCAUCUAGUCACUUGAGGAGGAGUUCAAGGUAGGUUAAUACAAUGUCAGUACAUUAAGAGAUGCUGUAUUAACUAUGGAACUCUUUAUACAGUGGCUUGUAUGCCACUUGUCUGAUUGUUCCAGCUGGAUAACUGUCCUGUGCCUAAUGUAUCAAAGACAUUAAACAAUUCAGAGUACAAUUA